Messenger RNA from Carassius carassius (crucian carp), 1280 nucleotides. RefSeq names its product C1q and TNF related 1 (gene c1qtnf1). Gene Ontology annotation, molecular function: protein binding. Lineage: Eukaryota; Metazoa; Chordata; Actinopteri; Cypriniformes; Cyprinidae. Bases 188 to 997 code for a protein of 269 amino acids. The record is from RefSeq and is a predicted model, not a curated record. The transcript is spliced from 4 exons.
CCGUUCUCCUCCUUUCCUGCAUUUUUUUCCCCUGGCUCCUAAUGGCAUUCUGAGUUUGGAAGUGCAGGAGGGAGAGGUCUUAAAAACGCUGACAGGCUAUAACACUCUCAGAGACACACAGCAGUGCGGCCCAGUCAACGCAAGCAUCCUCAGUGCAGCCCAUCAGAGCUUCUGUGGACCUGCCAAAAUGAAGAUGCUGGUUUCGAGCCUGGUACUACUGAUGGUGGUGUUUGCCAAAUGGGUUGAGCCUUAUACUGCACAUUACCGGGAUGUGGACCAAGACACAUAUGAGCCCAGAGAACACCAGAGAUCCCCAGAAUACUACAGAGAUGGCAGUGGAACAGAGUGCAGGCGAUGCUGUGACCCUGCAGAGGAGGCCCCACAGUAUGCCAGUCCAUACCCACAGUACAAUAUUGUGCCACAGAUAAACAUCACCAUCCUAAAAGGGGAGAAGGGAGACACUGGCGUCCGAGGACCUUAUGGGAAAAUGGGCAAGUCUGGGCAAAGUGGACUUCGAGGUCCCCAUGGCAUGAAGGGAAACAAAGGCAGCAUUGGUUCUCCAGGAGAACCCUGCAAGUCCUACUACGCUGCCUUCUCCGUGGGCCGCAAGAAGGCACUGCACAGUAACGAUUACUACCAACCCAUGAUCUUUGACACAGAAUUUGUCAACUUGUACGGCCAUUUCAACAUGUUCACUGGCAAGUUCUUUUGCUAUGUCCCCGGCAUCUAUUUCUUCAGCCUGAAUGCGCACACUUGGAACCAAAAGGAAACAUACCUGCAUCUAAUGAAGAACGAGCAGGAGAUGGCCAUCUUGUACGCUCAGCCCAGCGACCGCUCCAUCAUGCAGAGCCAGAGCCUCAUGCUGGAGCUGGAGAGGGACGACCAGGUCUGGAUUCGACUUUAUAAGGGCGAGAGAGAGAACGCUGUGUUCAGUGACGACUUUGACACCUACAUCACAUUUAGUGGUUACCUUAUUAAGGCAAAGUCAGAGGGUUAAACAGAGACAAUCUAUGGACAGCAGGGAUUUAUGAAACAGUGUCUAUUAAAUGAGGUGUAUUAUUUUUUUAGUAAUUUUUUUUAACAGUUUUACAUGGUACUUCAGGAGGAACCUUAGUUUAUCUUUAUGAUCCAGUACUGGAGUGUCCUGUGUUUCUGACCAUCUUUAACAUUGUUACAGAGGCUGGUGCUAUUUGACAAACAUGGUAAAUGUUAUUGCGCUAGUCAUAUUAAAAACAAUACAAAUCUAUAUCUACAAUCAAAAAAAAAAAAGAAAAGAAAAA